Molecule: messenger RNA, 1177 nt
Organism: Paramecium sonneborni
Lineage: Eukaryota; Ciliophora; Oligohymenophorea; Peniculida; Parameciidae
Source: the annotation of a GenBank genome assembly
AUGAGUCAAAGUAUUAUGAAUGAGAUAUUUAAAUUAGUAUUGAAUUAUAAUAAUUAGGUUUGUUUUGAUGGAACUUAAUAAAAGAAAUGGACAUAAUGUAAAGAUUUAGAUAGUUAACUUUAAUUUAUUAGAGAUGCAAUACCUUAAAAAAUAAUUGAUGCCACUAAAAAUUAUGAUUAUGAAGCUUUAGAAAAACAAGUUUAAAAAUAUGAACAUGAGAUUCGUAAGCACAUUCGAGUACAUUAUCAUUAAAUUUUAAAUUAGAUGGAAUAACAAAUAAAACUAUAUGCAGAAUCGUUAUAAUAAAAAUUAGAAGAACAAGAGAGUGUAAAUGAAUGUUUAAGUAAUACUAAACAAUUAGUGAAUGUAAUAAUUAUAAAUUUCUAGUCUUUAAAAAAAGAGAAUCAAUAAUUGAUAGAAUAAGUAAAAAGAUUGCAAAGUGAAAAUUACAUUCUAAAAUCUAAACUAAUUGAUGUAAGCGAGAGAAUUAACAGUCAUUAGACUUCUCCUGUCUAAGAUAAAAUAAAAAAUUAAGAUUCUCAUCAUCUCAAAGUAAAUAUCUAAAGUAUAUUAAGAAUAGUUAGAGAUAUUAGACUAUAGAUUUUGUAGCUCCGAAGUAAAAGAUAAAUUCAAGAAAUAUAGAAGAUUAUAGUAAAUAAUAUGCUGAGGUCAAAACUUAGAUAAGUAAUACGAUAGAUAGUUCUAUCUUGAAAAUGCUUUAAAAUCGUAGAGAUUCUUUAAAAUAGAAUGAUGCUUAUAGAUCAUCAAGAGAUUCAUCAACAAUAGAAAAAAAUGAUUCUAAUAAAAUAAAAUCAUGUAUCAAUCAUCAGAGGGCUGCAAGUUAACAAUAAAAAAUAUAACAUAAAUAAAUGAUGGAUACAAAUAUUUAAUAAGUUAAAACUACUACAGAAAAUGUCAAAUUUGAUUUAAAAAAUCAAAGUGAUAAUUUAAGGGCAUUUCUUAAUACUUAAAGUUUCCUCUGCAAUAAAAAGAGUAAAACUAAUUCUAGACCCGAAAAUAGAUAUAAUAAAAGUCAUAGUGAACAUUAGAAUGCUAACAAUAAUUAUACAGACAUAUAAAAGUAUUUCUUGUUUAUCUAUUAAGAACUAAUAAAAUCCAAAAAGAAUAUUUAUAAUUUUCAUAGAAUUAUUAAAAAUAUUUAGAUAAUUAGCUAUGA